Echinostoma caproni is the source of this 618-nucleotide messenger RNA. The record is from the annotation of a GenBank genome assembly. Lineage: Eukaryota; Metazoa; Platyhelminthes; Trematoda; Plagiorchiida; Echinostomatidae.
AUGGGGUCCGCCUUGACUGUUGUUCAUCACACACUGGUUGGUGUUCGGACGACGGAACUUGCAGCCAUAUUCUUUGCGACAUUUGAGAAUGUCCGCGGAACGGUCAUUGCCUAUCAAUAUCCGGCUAAUUAUGUAACUUCUUCUCAGUUCAAGGAAAUUAGCAAUGCGGUUCUACCGCGAGCCGAACUCGCUUUCCGAGUGAUCACAGUAGAAGCGUUUCAGCACCAUAUCAUUGGUUGUCCACAACGCAUCGAAAGUGUGCGCUAUCAACGCAACACACUUCAGUUCAACAUUUGUCUAGUUAUCAAACCCAAAAGUUGUCACAUUCUGGAUGAUAUCACCGGAUGCCAGUUCGCUACUGACCAGUCUGCUGGUGGAUUGCGUCUUCCGAUUCAACUGGCCUAUGAGGCUCUGGUAUUGAAAAUUAAUCGAUUUUUCUACACACUGGAAGAUGAUUGUGCCUUCUUGUCCAAAUGUAUCGACGAGAGCACUGGAGAGUGGACUGAUGUGAACAUGUCCUGUCUGGAGGCAAUUUUUCAACAGCUGCACACGGAUGGAAUAUGCGUGUACCCGUUCGAAAACUCGGGUUCUCUUUAUUUGCGGGUAAGUAAUUUAUAA